AUGAUUUUAUAAAUUAAAGUAAUAUUAUGAAUGAUAUAUUUAGAACUUCAUUUAAAAAAUUGGUAAAAAAUUUACUUUUAUAAAAUAGAGGGAAUAUAUACAUAAAGAUGAAACUUUAUAUAAUGAAAUAGUAAAAGAUAAGAAAUUUGCAGCAGUAUUUGAUGAAAGUGAAUUAGAAGUUAUGAGUUUUUAUAUAAUAAUGCUUUCAUUUUUAAGAAACUCAAUUACUUUGUUAUAAAAUUAAUUGAACUUUAAAUUAAGGAAUUUUAAAGAAUAGGAUUAAUUAGAUGGAGUAGAGGAAUGUGCCAUAUUGUUUUUAAUAUAUUUAGUAUUAUAUAUGGAGAUUUGUUUUUAAGAAAUCUCAAAUUUUUAGAAUUCAAUAUUCUAUCUAAAUUAAUUCAAUUUAAAAUAAUUGGUUGAAGAAAAAUAUACAAAUUUAACAAAAAAAUAAUUCUUGUAAAUAUCCUAAAAAAUUAAUUCAUUGUAGUUGAUUUGA
This is a messenger RNA of Paramecium pentaurelia, 496 nucleotides long. The record is from the annotation of a GenBank genome assembly. Lineage: Eukaryota; Ciliophora; Oligohymenophorea; Peniculida; Parameciidae.